Molecule: messenger RNA, 2355 nt
Organism: Wyeomyia smithii (pitcher-plant mosquito)
Lineage: Eukaryota; Metazoa; Arthropoda; Insecta; Diptera; Culicidae
Gene: TM9SF2
Product: transmembrane 9 superfamily member 2
Exons: 6
Coding region: 238-2235 (665 amino acids)
Biological process (GO): protein localization to membrane
Cellular component (GO): membrane
Source: RefSeq, a predicted model, not a curated record
UGUGUCAAAGUUUUUUUUUCUUCAGCAAAAAGAAUCCGCAAUUUUUGAAGUGACUGUAAAAUUGCGACAAAAUGUACCAAUUCGUGUAAAAUCAGAGUUGUUAGUGGUCGAAAAAAUUGGUAAGUUGCGAAACUUAUCCUGGAGAUACGCAGAUAAGUUUCAGUGAAGGGAAUCCAUUUCGUUGACUACGAAAGAACGGUGAAAAAACUAGGAAAAAGGCAUUGAUCAAUAAACGAAAUGGAGUUACGAAGCUUCUGGACAUCAUUUACCGGCUCGUGGAUAAUUUUGUUGUUAUGCAGCACCGUAACAAACGGUUUUUAUCUACCAGGAUUGGCUCCGGUUAACUAUUGCAAGCAUUCGGAAAUGCAAAAAUCGUGCAAGUCUGAAGUAACCCUCUACGUUAACCGCCUCAACACGGAGGAAUCGGUAAUCCCGUACGAAUAUCAUCAUUUUGAUUUCUGUCCAAUCGAUGAAGCCAAUUCGCCAGUGGAAAACCUUGGCCAGGUGGUGUUUGGGGAGCGCAUUCGUCCGGGCCCGUACAAGAUUGAAUUCCUUGAUCAGAAAACAUGUGAGAAAGCGUGCACAAAAUACUAUGUAGGCGGCGAUCCUGACAGUGACCGCAGAUUGAUGAUCCUUAAGAAGGGCAUGAGCUUGAAUUAUCAACACCAUUGGAUCGUAGACAACAUGCCGGUAACUUGGUGCUACCCAUUGGAUAAUGAUCGGCAAUACUGUAGCACAGGUUUUCCGAUGGGAUGUUUAGUUAGACGCCACCCGGAUGGGGAUGAAGGGUGUCUGGUAAAUCCAAGCUACAAUCGCGCUGGCUACUACUACCCAUUCAACCACGUAGAUCUGACAAUCACUUACCACAGUGGAGCCACAGAGGAAUGGGGCGUUGCAUUCAAACAGAACGGAGGUCGCAUUAUCUCCGUGAAGGUUGUUCCUUCUUCCAUCAAUCACAAGAAUCCAGAUCAGUUAGAUUGUUCUAGCAAGGAACCUCUUGAGAUGCCAUCUAGUGCUCUGCCAAAUGGACAAAAAAUGAACAUCACCUACACAUACUCGGUUCGCUUCGUGCAGAACAACACCAUCAAAUGGUCCUCCCGAUGGGACUACAUUCUGGAAUCAAUGCCACACACUAAUAUCCAGUGGUUUAGCAUAUUGAACUCGCUUGUAAUUGUGCUGUUUUUGUCCGGUAUGGUUGCGAUGAUCAUGCUGCGAACACUUCACAAAGAUAUCGCUCGUUACAAUCAGAUGGAUUGCGGUGAAGAUGCUCAGGAAGAAUUUGGCUGGAAACUGGUCCAUGGUGAUGUGUUCCGACCACCACGCAAGGGCAUGCUACUGUCCGUUCUUCUUGGCUCCGGCAUUCAAGUAUUCUGCAUGACACUUGUAACACUCGCCUUUGCUUGUCUGGGAUUUCUUUCACCGGCGAAUCGAGGAGCAUUGAUGACCUGUGCGAUGGUACUGUUUGUACUACUUGGCACUCCAGCUGGAUAUGUAUCGGCACGCAUUUACAAGAGCUUCGGAGGAAUCAAAUGGAAGAGCAACGUGCUGUUGACUUCGAUGUUAAGCCCGGGAAUUGUGUUCGGACUUUUCUUCGUAAUGAACUUAAUAUUAUGGAGUAAAGGAAGUUCGGGUGCCGUACCGUUUUCUACAUUGGUUGCACUGUUGGCUCUCUGGUUUGGUGUUUCUGUACCGUUAACGUUUGUUGGUGCCUAUUUUGGAUUCCGAAAGAGGUCACUUGAGCAUCCAGUACGCACCAACCAAAUUCCUCGCCAGAUUCCAGAUCAAUCAAUCUACACUCAGCCGAUACCAGGCAUCAUCAUGGGCGGAGUACUUCCGUUUGGCUGCAUUUUCAUUCAGCUGUUCUUCAUUUUGAACUCUCUGUGGUCUAGCCAGAUGUAUUACAUGUUCGGCUUUCUGUUUUUGGUGUUUUUGAUUUUGGUGAUUACUUGUUCCGAGACGACGAUCUUGCUGUGCUAUUUCCACUUGUGCGCCGAAGACUAUCACUGGUGGUGGCGAUCGUUCCUGACGUCAGGUUUUACAGCUGUUUAUCUGUUCAUAUACUGCUGUCAUUACUUUGCAACCAAGCUUCAGAUCGAGGAUGCAGCCUCCACUCUUCUGUAUUUCGGCUACACCCUGAUUAUGGUGUUUCUCUUUUUCCUGCUGACUGGAUCGAUAGGAUUCUUCGCGUGCUUCUGGUUUAUCCGGAAGAUUUACAGUGUAGUGAAGGUGGAUUAAGUAGCUAUAAUUAAACAUCUAUUCACUGGAAGUACUGCAAACUUGUCUGCAAGCGUAGGUUUAAUGUGUUUAAAAUCCGACGAAAUUAAAAGUGAAUAGGCAAAGUGACAGAACUUAAAA